AUGUGCAAUGUUGUUGCUCUGGGUGUCCUGAUGUGUCCUGGGGUGUUCUUUGUGAUUUUAGGCAAAGGCAGUUCCAGUAUUUCCUCCGACCUGAGUUCAAGUACAGAUCAGACAUCAACCAAAGCUCCAAAGAAUGCAGCUACCAGUGAAGACUCGGACCUUAGCAUGCGAACAGUGAGUACGCCAAGUCCGGCUCUGAUUUUGCUGCCUCGUUCAUCUCCAGGCGUGCUUAAUGGCUCCUCCACGUCUUCCUCCACGUUCGGCAUGGAAACCAUCGCCAUGGUCCACACGCCGCCCACUUCCCUCACCCAUCCGCAAAGGAGUCUGCGACAGCCGAGGGACCAGCAGGGGGCGCCCAUCGACAUCCUUCCUGACCAUGCUUUCCUGCAGAUCUUCACCCAUUUGCCCACCAACCAACUGUGUCGGUGCGCCCGUGUUUGCCGCCGCUGGUACAACUUGGCCUGGGACCCGCACUUAUGGAGGACUAUUCGUCUGACAGGAGACGUGCUACAUGUGGACCGUGCGCUUCGGGUUCUCACUCGCAGACUGUGCCAGGACACCCCCAAUGUGUGUCUCACCCUGGAGACGGUGGUGGUCAGCGGCUGUCAGAGGUUGACCGAUCGAGGACUGUACACGGUGGCACAGUGCAGCCCAGAACUGCGUCGCUUAGAGGUGGCUGGCUGUUACAACGUGUCCAAUGAGGCCGUGUUUGAGGUGGUGUCACGCUGCCCCAACCUGGAACACCUGGAUGUUUCAGGGUGCUCUAAGGUGACCUGCAUCAGCCUGACACGGGACGUGUCCUUCAAACUCUCCCCUCUUCAUGGGCAGCAGAUCUCCAUCCGCUAUCUUGACAUGACUGACUGUUUUGCUCUGGAAGACGAAGGCCUGCACACCAUUGCCGCCCACUGCACUCAGCUCACCCACCUCUACCUGCGGCGCUGUGUGCGCCUGACUGAUGAGGGCCUGCGCUUCUUAGUCAUCUACUGCCCGUCCGUGCGGGAGCUCAGCGUCAGCGACUGCCGCUUCAUCAGUGACUUUGGCCUGCGGGAGAUCGCCAAACUAGAGGGCCGCCUGCGCUACCUCAGCAUAGCGCACUGCGGCCGCAUCACAGACGUGGGCGUGCGCUACAUAGCCAAAUACUGCAAAAGACUGCGGUACCUGAACGCUCGUGGCUGCGAGGGGCUGACAGACCACGGCAUCGAGCACCUUGCCAAGAACUGCCUCAAGCUCAAGUCCCUGGACAUCGGGAAGUGCCCACUGGUGUCGGACGCCGGCCUGGAGCAACUUGCACUAAACUCGUUCAACCUGAAGAGACUGAGUCUGAAGUCGUGCGAGAGCAUCACAGGCCGCGGGCUGCAGGUGGUGGCAGCCAACUGCUUCGACCUGCAGCUGCUGAAUGUACAGGACUGUGACGUGCCACUGGAGGCGCUGCGCUUUGUCAAGCGUCAUUGUAAACGCUGCAUCAUUGAACACACCAAUCCAGCCUUUUUCUGAGAGCUGCACGCAUGGGAUUGUGUGGAUGGAUUUGAGAAGACCUCAAAUCUGUUUUGACCCGGGCCGGUGACGUCUCUGCUAGACAACACAGCGGAGAUUUGCACUGCUGCACCUCUGUAUUUAAUUUGCAUGGUUGGGAGAAAUCUGAACUUUUUUUUUUAUCC
Sinocyclocheilus anshuiensis is the source of this 1658-nucleotide messenger RNA. RefSeq names its product F-box/LRR-repeat protein 7-like. Bases 1 to 1494 code for a protein of 497 amino acids. Lineage: Eukaryota; Metazoa; Chordata; Actinopteri; Cypriniformes; Cyprinidae. The transcript has 4 exons. Gene Ontology annotation, biological process: SCF-dependent proteasomal ubiquitin-dependent protein catabolic process. Gene Ontology annotation, molecular function: protein binding. The record is from RefSeq and is a predicted model, not a curated record. Gene Ontology annotation, cellular component: SCF ubiquitin ligase complex.